CAACUGAAAAUAAAUUGCGAUACUAUGUUACAGCACUGAAUAAAUAAACGAUUUGGAAAUGGCACACUGGAAUGGUGAAGGCGAAAAAAAACGAAUCUAGUUGAAAAUUUAUACAUUUUGUACUAACAUUUGAAUUUCAGUAUGCUAAAUUUAGUUUUAUUUUUUGGACUGGGCAUCUCAUUUAUCAACGCCGAAGAAAAAACCAAAGAGCGCAAAGCAAGCCUCAUAGUGUUACCUCCAUUAGUACUAGGGUAUGAUGAAUUAUACCAAGAUGCUUUGUCAGCUGAAAACGCGAACCCUGAGCCAGUUGCACCACAAGGGGCCGCCCGAAAAGGCCCAGUAAAAAUAACUAAGAUGCCAAAUAGUGACAUGAAUUCUGAUUCAGUCAUCGAAAAAGAAAAUGUCAAGUAUUUGGAAAAUACAUAUUUAAAUAAUUCACAUUACUCCGAUAGUCCAAGCGAAGAGUAUUAUAACGAUCUAUCGGAAGGAUUAGAUAUAGAAAAGAAUAGAACUGACGAAGAGAAACGAGCGUAUGAAAGAAACGAAGAGAAAGAUUUGUCAAUAGAAGCGAAAGUAUUGGCCAAAGCGCGGUUUAAUGAUUUUCCUGUUAUCGUUGAAAAAAAUGAUCGUGAUGAUAUUAAGGUUCGUGGCUUUAAAGUGCCCGACGUUAAAGUGUCAAACUUUAAGAUGCCGGACACUAAGGUGACGGACAUUAAGGUGUCAAACUUGAAAGUGCCGGACACUAAGUUACCUGAUAUUAAGUUGCCUGAUAUUAAGUUGUCUGAUAUUAAAAUGCUUGAUAUUAAAGUGCCCGACAUUAAGGUACCUGAUAGUAAAAUGCCCAAUGGACGUAAAGGGCGUUUCAGGAGAAGCCUACAAGAAGAACAUACCACGUGCCCUUGUCAAGCCGGAUGAUAAUAAAGGGAAUACGCAUCAAUCAAAAUUGACAAUAUAAAAAAUUGAACGAACGACAUUACGAAACUAUACUAUCUUCUUUUUUGAACUAUUUCAUGUUGAACGUUGAAAUAAAAUGUAUUCUAAAAUGUA
Messenger RNA from Plodia interpunctella (Indianmeal moth), 1047 nucleotides. RefSeq lists its product as uncharacterized. The record is from RefSeq and is a predicted model, not a curated record. Bases 142 to 915 code for a protein of 257 amino acids. NCBI's taxonomy places the organism in Eukaryota, Metazoa, Arthropoda, Insecta, Lepidoptera, Pyralidae. The transcript is spliced from 2 exons.